UGUUACGGAGAGUACUGCAGAGUAGAAGCUUCAUCUCCACUCAACUCUAAACAGUGUCCCUUAUUUUCUCGUCUUCCAUGGCUGCUUCUGUGUCUCUUGCUUGUUUUCUUUGCUUUUUACUGGGUUUUCUAAUGUUGGGUUCCAUCGAAUCCAGAAAUUUUCACGAGCUUUUUCAGCCAUCUUGGGCUUUCGAUCAUUUCAUCUAUGAAGGAGAGCUUCUUAAGCUUAGACUUGACAACUCAUCUGGUGCUGGGUUUUCAUCGAAGAGCAAGUACAUGUUUGGGAAGGUCACGAUUCAAAUAAAACUCAUAGAGGGUGACUCUGCUGGAACCGUCACUGCAUUUUAUAUGUCAUCAGACGGCCCAAAUCACAACGAAUUCGACUUCGAGUUCCUGGGGAAUACCACAGGCGAACCUUACUCUGUUCAAACCAACGUGUACGUUAAUGGCGUGGGUAACAGAGAACAGAGAUUAAACCUCUGGUUUGACCCAACCAAGGAUUUCCAUUCCUAUUCCAUCUUCUGGAACCGUCGUCAAGUCAUCUUCCUUGUAGAUGAAACCCCAAUAAGAGUUCACACAAAUCUGGAGCACAGAGGCAUACCCUUUCCAAAGGACCAAGCGAUGGGAGUUUACAGCUCAAUAUGGAACGCUGAUGACUGGGCGACGCAAGGUGGUCGGGUGAAAACGAAUUGGGCCCACGCGCCGUUCAUCGCAUCGUACAAAGGGUUUGAGAUCGACGGGUGCGAGUGCCCAACAGCGGUGGCGACAGCGGAGGUGGCUCGUAAGUGCAGUAGCGACGGGGAGAAGAAGUAUUGGUGGGAUGAGCCAACAAUGUCGGAGCUGAAUUUGCAUCAAAGCCAUCAGCUGCUUUGGGUUCGGGCUAAGCAUAUGGUUUACGACUAUUGUACGGAUAGCAGUAGGUUCCCAGUUACUCCUGCCGAGUGCGUUCAUCACACCCACCAUUAGUACCAUUAGUGAUGAUGGAUUUGGUUUGUUUGUUUUUCUGGAUUAGUGUGUUGUACAAACAGGGAAAUAGGGUGGGUGGAAUGGGGGAGAAGAAGAACGGAUUAAACAUGUGCUUCAUGUUUUGUUUUUGAGUGUUAUAAUGGCUGAAAUGGAGUAUUGAUGUGGGCCGCUGGGUUGGGUUGUUUAUCUGUAGUGAAUGAUUUAUACGAGUAAUUUUAUUAUUAUCCUUUUAACCA
Molecule: messenger RNA, 1201 nt
Organism: Benincasa hispida (wax gourd)
Lineage: Eukaryota; Viridiplantae; Streptophyta; Magnoliopsida; Cucurbitales; Cucurbitaceae
Product: xyloglucan endotransglucosylase protein 6-like
Biological process (GO): xyloglucan metabolic process; cell wall biogenesis
Cellular component (GO): cell wall; apoplast
Molecular function (GO): hydrolase activity, hydrolyzing O-glycosyl compounds; xyloglucan:xyloglucosyl transferase activity
Source: RefSeq, a predicted model, not a curated record